AUGGGACAACAGCUGGACUCCGGGUCUCCUAACCCGGUCAUCUGGGAGGAAAUCUGCGUGGUAAAUGAUCUCAUCCUACGCUCUACUCGUGGAGCUGUCCAGGGCUGCGGCCAUGUCAUGGGACUGGCCGUAGCGGGUGAGAGGGGUCUAUGGCUCAACCACUCAGGUCUGACAGACGCUCAGAAGGCUGAAGUUAUGGACACUGCUUAUGACCCUACCAAAGGUCUGUUUGGUCCGGCCCUGGAGAAGAUGAAGGAGACCAGUACCCUCCGUAAAGAGGAGGGUGCGGCCUUUAAUCUUUGUCUGCCAAGGAAACAACCUCCUCGUCCAGCGCAGCCCCAGAGAGCGGGCCCCUCUGGACAGACAGGCCCCAGGGUUCCCAGGGCGGGCCCUGGGCCGCAGAGGGGGGCAACCCAGCACCCUGGCCAGCAUUCCAACCAGCAUUCUGGCCAGCAGCAACGGCCAGGCAACUCCAGACCAUGGGGAAAACACUCCUAUGCUGCGGCUGCAGCAAAAAACCGCUCUUCUCAGCCCGGGGAGAGCAAAAAGAAGCGCAAUUCCUAG
Messenger RNA from Knipowitschia caucasica, 564 nucleotides. Lineage: Eukaryota; Metazoa; Chordata; Actinopteri; Gobiiformes; Gobiidae. The record is from the annotation of a GenBank genome assembly.